GCGCUUUCGCAAAGUGUCACCUUGUAGACCUAUGAAUAGCAAUACAUACCAAAUUCCAAAGUUAAGUUCCCAGCAAAUUGCAGAAUGUUUGAGAUGGCAAAUAGUACGGAGAAAGUUUCGCAGAGGAUACAUCACCCAGACUCGAAGGCCGACGGGAUCAGUGACUCUGUGCGCUCCCUGGACACUCGUGCUACGGAGUUCACAGAACCGGCAUUGAGUCCGGCGGAUUUGCCUGCCCGCAGCCGCAAGGCCUUCCUGCGGCAUAUGAUUGGCCAAUUGCCGGAGUCCGUGCAGAACCGAGUACGAGCACUCAAACAGAAUCAGGUACAACAGGUACGCAUUUCGGAGCAGUUUUUCCGGGAGGUUUACGAACUGGAACGACGUUUCUACGGCCAGAGCUGUGCCCUGUUCGAUGCCAGACGGGAUAUCGUAGAUGGCUUAGUGGAGCCACCUGUGCAAACGGAGACCUCCUGGCCCGAAGACACACACGACUCGAUGCAUCUGGACUUUGAGAACAACGAAGACUUGCGCCAGUUGAGGCUUAAAUUGCCUCCAGUUUCGCCUAAUACCUUGGGAGUUCCACGCUUUUGGCUGACCGUCUUCCAGAAUGUUCCCCUUCUCUCAGAAUUGGUUCAGGAUCACGAUGAGCCGCUGCUGGAGUGCCUGGUCGAUGUGCGACUGGCUUACGACCAGGAUAGCUACACGGUUAGCUUUCAGUUUCGGCCCAAUAACUUCCUACACGAUUCGUCGUUGGUGCUGACAAAACGCUACUUUCUGCAACAUUCUGCGGACCAGGAGUAUCCCUUUAUGUUUGAGGGACCGGAAAUAGUGCGUUGCGAGGGCUGCCACAUCCACUGGCGAGAUGGCUCCAAUCUCACGCUCCAAACGGUGGAGAGCAGGCGAAGGAACAGAACCCGCAGCGUCACAAAGGUUAUGCCUCGCGAGUCUUUCUUCCGCUUCUUUGCUCCACCGCAGGCUUUGGAUUUGUCCCUCGCGGAUGAGAAGACCAAGCUUAUUCUGGGCAACGACUUUGAAGUGGGCUUCCUACUGCGCACCCAGAUCGUUCCUAAGGCAGUUCUCUUUUACACCGGUGAUCUGGUGGACAGCCUGAACGAUGCCGCUGCAGACAGUCGAUCCAUGUCUUCCGAGGCGGAACAGGAGCAGGUCUUGUGAAUAAUUUCAGCCUACUUCCCAUCACGUUGCUUAAAGAUUGUAAAAUGACAAAAUUAUUCGUGAUUCAUUAGUUAUAAACAAAAUUGUAUUGUUUUUCCCCUAAUCAAUAAUAAUAUGUACUUAAGCUAGGCAA
Drosophila eugracilis is the source of this 1306-nucleotide messenger RNA. Its product is annotated as nucleosome assembly protein 1-like 1. The transcript has a single exon. Gene Ontology annotation, cellular component: chromatin; nucleus. The record is from RefSeq and is a predicted model, not a curated record. Gene Ontology annotation, molecular function: histone binding; chromatin binding. NCBI's taxonomy places the organism in Eukaryota, Metazoa, Arthropoda, Insecta, Diptera, Drosophilidae. Gene Ontology annotation, biological process: nucleosome assembly. The coding region runs from base 85 to 1173 and encodes 362 amino acids.